GUUCUGCUUGUAAACGCUGCCUAAUGUGACAAGAUGGCAGAGGCAGACUGGGAGCUGAGUAAGGAGAACGUUCAGCCUUUGAAACAAGGCCGGGAUGUGAGUACACUUCAGGAUGUGCUCGCACAGCGUGAAGGUCUAAGUAAUAUCAGUAUUCAAGAGCAGAAACUAGCCUUUGAGGCAGAAAUCCGAUUUUAUUCUGGUAAUGACCCUCUAGAUGUCUGGGACAGAUAUAUCAAAUGGACUGAACAGAUGUUUCCACAUGGUGGAACAGAUAGUAAUCAUUUAGCUCUAUUGGAAAGGGCUUUGAAACUCUUCCUGAAGGAUGAUCGAUAUUACAGCGAUCUGCGGUACCUUGGUCAUUGGUUAAAGUUUGUUGACUACUGUACUGACCCACUAGAAAUGUUUGACUUCUUAAAGAGCAAAGGAAUCGGUGUAUCACACGCUGCUCUUUAUGUUGCUUGGGCUGAACGGUUUGAACUUCUAGGGAACAACAAAAAGGCAGAAGCUAUCUUGCAAGAAGGCAUUCAGCUCAAUGCUGAACCAGUGGAAAAACUGCAGCACCAUCUGAGGCACUUUCAAUCCCGAGUAUUUAAACAGGUUGUGGCCUCCAUAGCUGAAGGAACAAAUGAAGACUCAGUUCCUGAGUCAACUCAACAACAAAGAACUAGUCUUGGAGAUCUGAAACGGCGUGGACAAAAGAAAGCCAUGGCACCUGUCAAGAGGGUUGGCGGUGCAGUGAGAUCACUAAACCAAGGACUUGGCCACUAUGUGGCUCCUGCUCAGGAGCAGAGUGGUACCUUUGAAGUGUUCAAUGAAAAUCGAUUGGACACCCAACCUGUAGAACAACUGAGAUCAACAGAGAAGCAGUGGUCUACACUUCCUUCAACUUCUGCUAAAGAGAACGAAAUUGUUCCAGGACCCUGGAAUACAUCUGGAAUGCGGGUGCACCGGCAUUCCAAUGUACCCGCAGUUCCCUUUUCUACAGUCCUGUCAGCCAAGAAACCUGACUUCAAGCUUUAUGAGGAGGAAUCUUCACAUGAAGAGACUAUGACACCUCGUAAAAUUGAGCCUUUGUUUCAACCAGUGUUGAGUGCUCGGAAACCCAGUAAAGAAUUGAAUCCAUUGAUUAGAGUACAGCUUCAAAAUUGCAAUGAAAAUAAGGAAGUAUCUAUGUAUUCAAAAGACCAGAUCUACGCUGGACUGCGCGAGUUCUCUUUUGAAGAACUCCGAGCGGAGGAAUUCAAAAAGAAAUACAAGGCUCACCUUAAAGAACAAGAAGAGAAAUUGUUGAAGUUAAAGCAAGAAAAGGAGGAGGUGGAGCAAUUGAUCCACAUGGCAGAAAUGAGAAUGAAGGAGCAGCGGGAGCAUAACCAACUAGAAACACAACAGAAUGAAGUAAUUAAUAACUCGGUGCCAUGGUCAGCGAUCACUACUAGGGAAUUUGGCACAGAAAUCAAUCCUUCAGAAAGGAAUGCUGAAGAUCCUGAUAGGAAUGGGUAA
This is a messenger RNA of Rhincodon typus (whale shark), 1500 nucleotides long. It is a transcript of the gene bub1bb, whose product is annotated as BUB1 mitotic checkpoint serine/threonine kinase Bb. The transcript is spliced from 10 exons. Lineage: Eukaryota; Metazoa; Chordata; Chondrichthyes; Orectolobiformes; Rhincodontidae. The record is from RefSeq and is a predicted model, not a curated record. Bases 34 to 1500 code for a protein of 488 amino acids. Gene Ontology annotation, biological process: meiotic sister chromatid cohesion, centromeric; mitotic spindle assembly checkpoint signaling. Gene Ontology annotation, molecular function: protein kinase activity.